Eleginops maclovinus (Patagonian blennie) is the source of this 2792-nucleotide messenger RNA. Its product is annotated as extracellular calcium-sensing receptor-like. The transcript is spliced from 8 exons. The record is from RefSeq and is a predicted model, not a curated record. Gene Ontology annotation, cellular component: plasma membrane. Gene Ontology annotation, molecular function: G protein-coupled receptor activity. Gene Ontology annotation, biological process: G protein-coupled receptor signaling pathway. NCBI's taxonomy places the organism in Eukaryota, Metazoa, Chordata, Actinopteri, Perciformes, Eleginopidae. Bases 16 to 2466 code for a protein of 816 amino acids.
CAACCUGCAUUCUCUAUGGACGGUGACUAUGUUAUUGGGGGUGUUUUCUCCAUACACUACCAAAUGCAAACCAUGAAGCAUAACUACACCACCAUGCCUGAGCCACUAAGAUGCACAGGGAGCAUCGACUACCGUGAACUGCGCUUCUCACGUGCAAUGGUCUUCGCCAUCGAUCAGAUUAACAACAGCACGGAGCUGCUUCCGGGCAUCAAGCUUGGUUAUGAGAUCUACGACUCUUGUGCCUCGGUGUCCGUGGCGGUGCAUGUUGCAUUUCAGCUUUCAGGGGGCCUGGACCCGGUGUUUAAUACCGGCGACAAAUGCUCGCAGUCUGGUAUGUUGAUGGCCAUCGUUGGUGAGUCUGGGUCCACGCCAUCCAUCAGUAUGUCGCGCAUCAUCGGGCGCUUCAACAUUCCUCAAGUGAGCCACUUUGCCACGUGUGCAUGCCUGUCUGACAAGCAGCAAUACCCGAGUUUCUUCAGAACAAUCCCGAGUGAUCAAUUCCAGGCUGACGCGCUGGCCAAGCUGGUUAAACACUUUGGCUGGACUUGGAUAGGUGCGGUCCGGUCAGAUUCGGACUAUGGUAACAAUGGAAUGGAGUCUUUCCUGCAUGCAGCACGUAAAGAGGGGAUCUGUGUGGAAUACUCUGAGUCUUUCCAUCGGAUUCAACCACGUAGCCGGAUUGAGAGAGUAGCUGACGUUAUCCGCAGGUCAACGGCUAAGGUUGUGGUGGCAUUUACUUCCCCUGGAGACAUGAGGAUUCUGCUGGAGGUGCUGUCCAGCAAGCCUUCUCCACCUCGCCAGUGGAUAGGUAGUGAGUCCUGGGUAACCGACCCAGACAUGCUGAGGUUCAGUUUCUGUGCUGGAGCCGUAGGAUUUGGCAUUGAACAAUCUGUCAUCCCAGGUCUGAGGGACUUCUUGCUGGAUCUCUCUCCCUCUAAAGUGGCUGCCUCCCCAUUGCUUACCAAGUUCUGGGAGGAAGCAUUCAACUGCAGGCUGGUAAAAAGUGCAGCCACAGACAGGAGUGUGUGUGAUGGAACUGAAGACAUAAAGACGCUCCAGAGCUCAUACACUGACACAUCUCAGCUUCGAAUCACUAACAUGGUGUACAAGGCUGUUUAUGCAAUAGCGCAUGCUAUUCAUAACGCAGUGUGUCAGAAAACAGAUUCUACUCCACUGUGUGAUAAGUUCACUAAGCUAGAGCCCAAAGAGGUUCUUAAUCAGCUGAAAAAAGUAAAUUUUUCCCAAAAUGGUUAUGAUGUGUCAUUUGAUGCCAACGGGGAUCCUGUGGCCACAUACGAGCUGGUAAACUGGCAAAUAAAUGAGAAUGGCAGCAUUGAGUUGGUGACUGUGGGGCAAUACGAUUCAUCGCUGCCGGUGGGCCAGGAGUUUCUUAUCAACAGGAACCUCACCUGGGUGGAGGGUGGUACACAAGUGCCUGUGUCAGUGUGCACCGACAGCUGUCCUUCAGGAACUCGUAAAGUGCUUCAGAAAGGAAAACCCAUCUGCUGUUAUGAUUGUAUACCAUGUCCUGAGGGAGAGAUAAGCAAUGCUACAGAUUCCUUUGAUUGUUUCCCUUGCCCAAAGGAAUUCUGGCCUAAUGCAAAGAGAGAUACGUGUCUUCCCAAACCCGUAGAGUUUCUUUCCUUCAACGAAGCCCUUGGAAUCGUCUUGGCUGCUUUUUCAAUCGGUGGUGCCGUUCUAGCCAUUAUAACAGCGGCUGUGUUCUAUCGUCACAGGACAUCACCAAUAGUCAGGGCCAACAACUCUGAGCUGAGCUUCUUGCUGCUAUUCUCCCUGACUCUAUGUUUCCUAUGUUCAUUAACUUUCAUUGGAGCACCCUCGGAGUGGUCCUGCAUGCUGCGACACACAGCGUUUGGGAUCACAUUUGUCCUCUGCAUGUCCUGUGUUCUUGGAAAAACUAUAGUAGUUUUGACGGCCUUCAAAGCUACACUUCCAGGUAGUAAAAUGAGGAAAUGGUUUGGGCCCUCACAGCAAAGAUUGACUGUAGUGUCUUUCACGUUUAUUCAAGUUUUGAUAUGUGCUAUUUGGUUAGUUCUUAGUCCGCCUUUUCCAAUGAAAAACCUAACCACAUACAAGGAGAGAAUCAUCCUGGAGUGCGCAUUAGGAUCAUCUUUGGGGUUCUGGGCUGUACUUGGGUAUAUAGGCUUACUGGCUGUCUUCUGCUUUGUGUUAGCUGUCCUAGCUCGGAAACUACCUGAUAACUUCAAUGAAGCCAAGCUUAUCACAUUCAGCAUGUUGAUAUUCUGUGCAGUCUGGAUCACCUUUAUCCCAGCAUAUGUCAGUUCUCCUGGGAAAUUUACUGUGGCUGUGGAGAUAUUUGCCAUUCUGGCCUCCAGUUUUGGGCUAAUUAUUUGUAUAUUUGCUCCAAAAUGUUUCAUUAUUUUAUUUAAGCCUGAGAAAAACACAAAGAAACAUUUAAUGAGCCGGGGCUUGGAAAAAAUGUAGAUGGCUUUAUAAAGCUUAUACUGUGCACAUUCAACAUAGUCUUUCCUUGUUGAUUUAAAUAUUCCUAUUGGAGUUUCGUUUAUGCUCAAUGUUUUACUAAUUGUAAUGUCAUUUUGAAAUGACUAAUAGCCUAUUUUACAAAGACAUUUUCAUCAGGUGCUGAGAAUAGUACUUAAUUGACAUUUCCCCAAAAAUAUUAAAUACAGUAUAGUCAAAACAAAGCUGAUUAAAUUCCUAAAACCUUUAUUGCCAAGCGGAAAAUACAAAUCCCUUAGUCCACAAAUCCUUCAACAAGUUCUUAAAAUUUGUUUGAAAUUCCAAAUAAU